Mucor mucedo is the source of this 1316-nucleotide messenger RNA. RefSeq names its product Dbl homology domain-containing protein. The transcript is spliced from 5 exons. Bases 56 to 1093 code for a protein of 345 amino acids. The record is from RefSeq and is a predicted model, not a curated record. NCBI's taxonomy places the organism in Eukaryota, Fungi, Mucoromycota, Mucoromycetes, Mucorales, Mucoraceae. Gene Ontology annotation, molecular function: guanyl-nucleotide exchange factor activity.
UUUUUUUUUUAUUUUUAAUUUUUUUGAGAGAGAGAGAUUGAAAAGUGUGAAUAAUAUGCCACCACAUUUUCCAGUUGAGGAUACUACAUUUGAAACCAAAGAAUGGGCAUCGGCAACAAUCGAUACAUUAUUUUCAGAUAAUCAUCCCAUUUCAUUUGAGCCGUAUAAAGCAUCGUUAGUAAAAUCAACGGUCAGCCCUGCACGUCGUUCCGUGUCAGUUUUAGAAACAAACGUUUUCAAUCGACUUCCCCAUGACAACAAAGUGCGCACUUGGGCUACUUCAUCAGCUCAAUCUCCUCUUUCUUAUUCAGGUUCCGCGCCGUCCUUAUUAAUACCCAACAAUCAAGUAUCACUAUCCGCACGUCUUAAAAGAUCAUUGACACCCGACAAACUAUAUUUAAAUAAAAAACACCUUUCUUACAAGGAAAAAGAAGGUGUGGAUAUCUGGAAGAAUACUUUCCAACAGUACUUGAAUGAAUCGAAAAUGUUACCUCAUGGUCAAUCACCGCAUUUACUGCACUUCAUAUUGAACGAACUAAUGACUACUGAAAUCACGUAUCUGGAGCAUUUAUUGAUUAUUAAACAGAUUUUUAUGGAUCCAUUGUUGGAAGCGGCGACUGCAUACCCUCGACCCUUAGUCAACUUGAGGGAUAUUCAAACCAUAUUUGCAUUUAUCCCCGAAUUAAUUUCCCUUUCUUCUACAUUGGUGCAUCGGUUAAAAGAUGCUCUUUGUACAACCGAAAAUGGAGAAACACAAGGAUCUCUAGGUAAAGUUUUCUGCGAUUUGGAAGAUCAAUUCGAAAUCUACAUCAAUUACGCUGCAAAUUUUUCGAAACAACAACGCUGCAUCCAAAGAGCUGAUCGAAGUAUAGUUUAUCGACAACUCGCUCAGGACUCGUUGCGGAAAAAGGAAACAAACAGAAUGGGGUUGUCCAACUACAUGAUUGCUCCUAUCCAACGUAUUACACGUUAUGGAUUGUUACUUAAAGACCUUACCAAACAUUCUAAUCAGGAUAGUUCUGACUUUAUAUUCAUUCAAAGAUCACUAAAAUGUCAUCUUGCUCUAGCGCAUGCUAUGAAUGAGAUUCAAUAGUCCUUUUUUACCCCCUCACAUCCUGUACAUGUAAACGCAAAGAAAAAGAAAAAAAAACUCAAGAAAAAAAUCCCUCACGCACACAUAAGUUAUUCAAUACCACUUGUAUUCUAGUACUAUCUAAUUCUUAAACAUAAUCCCCUUCUCCCAUCCCCAUUGCAUAUAUUUAUAAAAAAUUGAUCUAAUUACUCUUUCGGCAUUUUAUCAACGGUAGAUCUUAAGG